ACAGAGGAAUCGAUAGAGUGAAUGGCGGACACACAGACAGGAGUUAAGUACCAUGUCUUGCCUGCGCUCGGCAGUUCAAAGGUGGUUAUUUCCCAAACACAAAUCGCUGGAAUGCGAGCGACUGAGAGACGGGAAAGAGAGAGAAAGAAGGAGAAGGCGAGUCCUGCUGAGCCGCUCUCAACCGGCCACAUUCUUCCCUUCACACGCGCCGCCAUGGGAACCGGAUGCCAGCAGGAAAUGGAGCUUGGCGCAUGCGCUGUAUUGGGUUUUGACACUGCGCUUAGUAAUUGUGGACGUAAACAGAAGGUUGAUAGAGGGACGCCUGCUGUAGGGGCUAGCUCUCCUUUUCUCUGUCUUCGCGGACAAGGUGUGUGGCGAGACCUCGAGAAACUUGUAGAGGACACGACGCCGACACGAGGAGACGACUGUAGAGCUGUUGCUGGUGGUGGUGGUGGUGUGCUCUUCGUUCUCUCUCUCUCUGUCUCGGCGCGCGCGUGUGUGUGUGUGCCGGGACUGCAGCAGCAGCCGUGUGCUCGACAAGAAGGCCGUGUCUCUCUGUGGAGGCUGUGUGCGUGUAUGUGUCGAGGCUGGAUGUGUACUGGCUGUCAGUACUAGCUAUGGUGUUUCCAGCCCACAUCCUCCCGAAACCUUGACUUUCCGACAAAGAGAGAGAUUUUCAUUCGUGUCCAGCACACCCAUCCACCCAUCCACCCAUCACCUCCCCCUUUCCAGCCCAGCAGCAGUCGCCGUUGUCCAGCGCUGGGUUGGCUCUGGAGGAUUCUACCCCCUGUCUAACGGACCAUGCACUAUGCAGGGUGCCACCGUCGCUGCUACUGCCGCAACAGUCUCUACCACUGUCCUGCAUCUUGUCGUCGUGCUGUUGGUGUUGCUGCGUGCCCCGGUAGCGGUGUGUGGAGGUAUGGACCAGAGAGGCAAGGACGAGAGACGCCUCAUCCGUGACCUGUUCGAAAACGGGUACAACCCGCUGAUUCGCCCCGUGAAAAACGUCAACGACUCCCUACAAGUCAACUUCAGCCUCGCCCUCAGUCAGAUCAUCUCCAUCGAUGAGAAGAACCAAGUGAUGAAAACGAACGUUUGGCUACAGAUUUACUGGCACGAUUAUCAACUGUCAUGGGAGGCUUCAGACUAUGGCAACAUCGAUUCCAUCCGCAUCAAGUCAGAUGCUGUUUGGGUCCCAGACAUCGUCUUAUUCAACAAUGCCGAUGGCAACUACGAAGUGUCCUACAAGCCGAACUGCGUCAUCUACAGCUCCGGAAACAUCACCUGGAUUCCUCCCGCCAUCUACAAGUCCUCCUGCUCUAUCGACGUGCAGUACUUUCCCUUCGACCAGCAGAUAUGCGAGAUGAAGUUUGGCUCCUGGACUUUCAGGGGCAACGCUCUGGUGUACGCCUUCCGGGACAACAUGGACAAGCUGGACCUCAACGACUACCUGAAGAGCGGAACGUGGGACAUCAUUGACUGCCCGGGAAACCUGACCACCACCUCGGAGGAAUUCGGCGAGGAGAAGCGGAUGAUAGUCUUCCAGUUCAUCCUGCGGCGCAAGACUCUGUUCUACACCGUGAACCUGAUCAUUCCGUGUGUCCUCAUAUCAUUUGUCAGCGUCUGCGUCUUCGCCUUGCCUGCUGACGCUGGCGAGAAGAUCACCCUGUGUAUAUCCGUGCUACUCGCCCUGGUCGUCUUCCUGUUGCUGGUUUCCAAAAUUCUGCCUCCUUCGCUAACCAUACCUUUGAUCGCCAAGUACCUCCUAUUCACCUUCGUCAUGAACAUCGUCGCCAUCCUCGCCACCGUUAUCAUCAUCAACCGGAACUACCGUACACCACGCACCCAUCGCAUGCCCUACUGGGUCCGCGUGGUCUUCCUCAACCACCUGCCUCGCUACCUGCUGAUGAAGCGGCCGGACCACGACAACCGCUGGCAGCCCAAACCCUUCACUCCUCCGCCCUCCUACCACACGACCCCGGAGGCUCAUCGGGUCAACCUCAACAUCCGGGCCCCCAACGACCUCCUGGAGCUGACGGAGAUGCACCACCCCCACUGCAAGCUCAACGCUUCAUCCGGGUCGUCGGCCAACAGCGGCGCCGUCACCAAGUCGGUCAGGGACUCGCCGCAGACCUACAGCCCCGGCUCCGCGCGCGAGGGGGCGCUGCCGUCCACGCAUGCGCACACGCAGGCGUACAGGCGCCAUUACGGGAAGAUGAGAGAGAACACAGAGAGUGCGGACAGUGAGUUCCGAAUGACCCCGGAAGUGUAUAAGGCCACAGAGGCCAUCAAGUUUAUCUACCAGCAUGUCAAGGCCGAAGAGGAAUACUCAGCGGCUCUGGACGACUGGAAGUACGUAGCCAGAGUUCUGGACAGACUGCUUCUCUUCAUCUUCCUCGGGGUCACAUUCAGCGGGACAGUCAGUGUACUCAUGAACGCCCCCCACAUCCUGGAGUACGUGGACCAGGACAAGAUCAUAACGGAGCUUCUCAACUACAUCGACAAACAGACAAAACAGACAAGCACCUAGGGGUCUGUGCCGCUCCUCUUUUAUUUUGCAUAGGGUUGUGCUGCUGUCCACCUCCACCUCGGGUGGAGUUGUUUCCAGAGACUGACCUGUCAACCGAUUGCGUCACUGUAGACGGGUGGGAAGGGGUGGGUGGGGCGAGAGUUCGGACCUGUGCUGCUGGCUAGCAUUCCGAACAUCGUCUUGUGCAACUUUAGGAUUGGCUGUCCUAGAGGUCGAAGGUUAUGCAAAGCGUCCAGAUCAAUACCUUUGCAGGAAUUUCCGUGUGUGAGUAAUCGAGACGAGCAAGCCACUUGAUUGUCUGUGGAAAGGUUCGGCUUGAAGAGGAGGGUGAAAAUAAUAAUAUUGACUCUAGCCAAUGGUGUUUGUGAGGAGUAUGGAGGAGUAAGAAUGGACUGUGAACAGCAUGGCCACCGAAGUUUUUAAAAUCCCUUACGAGCCAAGGUCCUCGGGACAUUUGAUAUUACAUACUAGUGGUACAUGGCCAUACAAACAGCGUGGAUUCGAAAAGGGAGCAUGAAUUGUAGUAAACAAUUGUUUACGCAUCAACCAUGAGUUCAUUUCAUAACCUGGGCUUUGCAGAUGGCUGCUGCCUUCAUACCUAGAAGUACAACAUGUAAACAGGUUUCACACCACAUCACAGAUAAAGAGGAAAGAACUUUUGUUACAAGUCGGAUGAAGAAAGUGAUCACGAACCUUGCUGUGAGGUCAGGAAUGAGAUAUGAGUCACCAAAUAACGGUUUUACAUUACAGACGACGAAGAGGAUGGCAUGAGCUUGGAACUUACAGCAGGGAAAAGAUAUUGUAACCGAUGGCUGACGACUACAAUAGUUGAUAUUGGGACCGGGGCAAACCAAGCUCAACAAACCCCCUUUGCUACCCAUGGAUCAUCACUACGAAUGUAGACUGACUUUAAAAUGUUUGGGCGCAGCAUAGAAUACAAUUUUAAAGCAGAUUGAGAAAGCCAUUCUGUCUUCUGGUUGCCAUUACCAACGUUUGUAAACUAACGAUAAGGACAGAAUAGUUCCUCAACAUCCCAACAACCUGCUGAUGGAGAUUCAACACUUCCAUUGAAAACCCAAAACCAUCUCAAGCUGCCUAAAAAUGUUCUCUAAGCUGUGCUGACAAAACAUUGUCCACGCCCAUUGGCAUCAACAGGCCUCAUGAGCUGCAGUUCUUGGAGGACUGAAGCCGCCAAUAUUUACACAUGCCAUGUAGAAUACAUCAGCAAAGUUUGAAACAUUUCAUAGUCUCGAGUGUCUGUUUUGUCCAUGUUUCCUUUCUGGUAAACGGUUCAUUUUCUUUUUUUUUUCUUAGUUAAUCUUUCCUGUUUGAAAUAUUUUGACCAUUUUAGAAGUAUUACACUGAUCCCGGAAGAGUAACCUUAAUACUGAUUCGUUUUAUUUCAACACUGGUGUGGUCUGAUGUUUAAUUAGUUUAAAAUAGACGUAGCCUUGAUGAUGCAUACUAUCUUUGUUUCUGUUUUCCUUCUGGAUGAAAAGAAAAAAAGAAAUGUUUUGAAAAGAC
Molecule: messenger RNA, 4054 nt
Organism: Pomacea canaliculata
Lineage: Eukaryota; Metazoa; Mollusca; Gastropoda; Architaenioglossa; Ampullariidae
Product: acetylcholine receptor subunit beta-like 1
Exons: 6
Coding region: 809-2530 (573 amino acids)
Biological process (GO): chemical synaptic transmission; nervous system process; monoatomic ion transmembrane transport
Cellular component (GO): neuron projection; synapse; postsynaptic membrane
Molecular function (GO): acetylcholine-gated monoatomic cation-selective channel activity; transmembrane signaling receptor activity
Source: RefSeq, a predicted model, not a curated record